AUGUAAAAGUUUUCAACUGUCAGAUAAUAACUUUAACCUCUUUUCCCAAUCGAUUAGAAUACUACCGUCAAAUUUAAACCAAGAUCUUCAUCUUACUGUGAAAGAAUCAAAUAACUCUAAUAGAGAACUGUAUCAUAAAUGCCCAAAUGCAGAAAAAGCAUUAUAUUUUGUAUGGGUGAAACCAGUCGAUUGAAUUCCUUCCUAAUCAAAUCAAAACCAAAAUAUGUCAGUAAAACUAACACCCGUCAUUAAACAUUGCAAAAUGAAAAUUCAAUAAAUUAUGACAUAUCACCUUGGGAGAAUUAUUCACCAACUUGA
Messenger RNA from Paramecium primaurelia, 318 nucleotides. The record is from the annotation of a GenBank genome assembly. Lineage: Eukaryota; Ciliophora; Oligohymenophorea; Peniculida; Parameciidae.